CUCAAGUUUGUGGCCAAAGGAUGCUUGCCACCUCGCGGGGGGCUGUCCAACCUCCGCGCGCUUCUCAGAGCUCCAGGAUAGGGGUCCUCGGUGCUGAGCCGGGUCAGAGCCCGAUCGGAGGCAGAGGUGGAGGAAACAUUGAAGCGACUUCAGAGCCAGAAAGGAGUACAAGGAAUCAUCGUGGUGAACACUGAAGGCAUUCCCAUCAAGAGCACCAUGGACAAUCCCACCACAACACAGUAUGCCAACCUCAUGCACAACUUCAUCUUGAAGGCGCGGAGCACUGUGCGAGAAAUUGACCCUCAGAAUGACCUCACUUUCCUUCGAAUUCGUUCCAAGAAAAAUGAAAUUAUGGUUGCACCAGAUAAAGACUAUUUCCUGAUUGUGAUUCAGAAUCCAACUGAAUAAGCCAGUCUCUUGGCUCCCUGUAUCAUUCUUUAAUUUAAUGCCCCCCCAUCCCCUAACCCAAGAAUAAUAGUGUUAAUCAUGUCAACUGACUGGCACUUGGAAAUCGCUUUAGAGCCCAAGAAAACCAAUCCAUUGACCAAGAGUGGGCUGGCAGCUCCACCCACCCCACCAAAGGAAUCCCUCUGCUGUUCCAGUUGCCGCAGAGUUCCCAGGAAGGCUCUUUGAUCACUUCCACGCUUUGGAGCAAGAGCUUAUGAGAAGCCCACACCCAGCUUCCUUCUGACCUUCAGUUCACUUUGUCAUCCUUGGGUUUUUUUUUUUUUCUUUAACUAAAAAUAACCAAAACACUUACCCUACUGUUGUGUCUUUAAACACUAGGUUGGAAGGGCUUUCUUCCUGUGUCAUCAUGUGGUCUGAAGAACAAAUCUGUUGGCCUCCUCCAUCCCCUGGUGAUAGAUUGUGUUCAGUCUCCAGGCCUGCUCUUCAUUGUGCUCUGGCCAUAUUUCCUGAAUGUAGAUUGGUGUAUAAUUAGUGCCUUGGUUCGUGGACCUCUUGUCCCUAGAUACACCUUUUAUCACUUCCUACUACUGUCAAUGUUUUUCUAUUACACUGCACUGAGGAAUGGAAGACAGUGAUGUCUAUUGAGUACCCAGAAUGCACCUGGUUUGCCUUAUACAGAAACAUCACCUGUCUCUCUGAAGACAGUGUUAAAUCUCCCAUAGAACUGGAGGUGUGGCUUGAGUGGUAGAGUACCUGCCUAGCAAGUGUAAGGUCCUGAGUUCAGCCCCCAGUUCUACAAAAAAGAAAAAAAAGCCCUCUUAAGAUGAGGAAUUAGGAAUAUGGGAUGAGCUAAGCUGGUGGGCAGGAACAGGGUCACUCCCAAGGACUCACAGCACAGGUCUCUUACACAAAUAGCCCUGCUGUUUCCAUGUUGCCUUUCCCACAAACUGUGGAUGUGUUCAUUUACCCAAGUGAGCUCAUCCUAGGUGACCAUCCGCCCUGCUGAAGCCCUGUGUGCAGGGUCCUCUAUGAGGGUCUCACUUGCCUGCACUCACCAAGGAUCUAGGCCACCCACCAUUGAACAGCACUACUUUUCCUUCAGAAACCACAUGCAUUUGUUUUUUAUUAGACUUUUGUUUUCAAUUUUUGCUUCUCUACAGGGGCACGGCUACGAGUGUUUGGCCUUGGCCUUGUUCACCCAUCUUGCAGUGUCACUUUUGCCCCACUUUGCUGAAGGGUGGGUGAGAUGGGGAGAGAAAAGUUCCUGGUUUACUGACACUACUGUGAACUGACUUCUGGCUCAGCCUGGUAUGUGUCAAAAGCAGAACCUUGGGCUUUGUUUUUCAUGAGUUUUCGAAGAUGUCCCCCUCCUCCCCCUUCCAACUUUUCUUUUGGCCCCGGCUUUUUUCUUUGGCCCCUGAUUCUCAGGGUCCCCUCUGCCCACACCCCCUCUGCUGAUCCAAAGUAAAGCCAAACCAUUUGAUCCAGCAAUACCACUCUUGGGGAUAUACCCAAAA
Messenger RNA from Castor canadensis (American beaver), 1925 nucleotides. The record is from RefSeq and is a predicted model, not a curated record. NCBI's taxonomy places the organism in Eukaryota, Metazoa, Chordata, Mammalia, Rodentia, Castoridae.